Aureobasidium vineae is the source of this 747-nucleotide messenger RNA. The record is from the annotation of a GenBank genome assembly. NCBI's taxonomy places the organism in Eukaryota, Fungi, Ascomycota, Dothideomycetes, Dothideales, Saccotheciaceae.
CAAGAGUGGUAUGAAGAGAAUGGACGUUGGUACCAUGCAUGGCAGAAGGGUCUAUACAUGUACCCGCAUGACGAGGAACGCCAUCGCAUGGAUGUAUACCACAACCUUUUCUACGACAAAGCUGGAUUGAGCCUGCACUCGGCGAGGUUGAUCCCCGAGGUCACUCAUCGUCCUCGAAUCAUGGACCUUGGGUGCGGAACUGGCUUCUGGGCAAUUGACAUGGGCGANGUCCUCGGGUUAGAUCUUGCCAAUCUCCAACCUGCUCAGAUUCCACCCAAUGUUCGCUUCCAAAUACCUUUCAAUUUCGAAACACCUUACUGGAGCCUGGGCCAAGAUUCGUGGGACCUGAUUCAUCUGCAAAUGCUCGGUGGUAGUGUCUCAAGCUGGCCAAAUCUAUACGCCAAACACCAGNNGCAUCUCCGACCCGGGUUUGGAUGUAUCGAACAACUCGAAAUAGAUUUUGAGCCUCGUUGUGACGAUGGUACACUCCCUCCAGACUCCUAUCUCAGGCAAUGGUACGACUAUCUGGUGCGGGCUACAGACCAGACACCGAAGACCAUUCGCUAUUCGCACAACACCCGACAAGCCUUGUCCCAGGCUGGCUUCACCGAUAUCUCAGAACGAGUCAUCAAAGCUCCACAUCGGGCAUGGUCAACUGACCCUACUGCCUUCAACAUUGGCAACUUCCAUCAGACUGCAUUGGACCUCUGUGCUGGCCUUGAAGCACUGAGUCUAGGCCCAUUCUCA